GAGGCAAACAGCUGUGAAAAAAUCUUUGAAAACUCGACCCACUCGAAACGUGGAUCCCUGAUAGGAGCGAUGACAUGUUGCAUGAUCCCCGUAUGAAGUGAGACACGUGUGUGAGCGCCGCGGUGCGCUUGGCCGCGUUGCAUGCCGGGAGAUAAUUUUGUUGCUAGGAGACCGUAAACCUCAGGUCUGUGAGGGCAGCAAUCACAGCGGGUUGUUUUUUAAAGUUAUAUAAAACCCAGUCUGGACCCACUUACAGGUGAGUUCAGAAAACCGUUUUUCCCGUGUGACCCAGCGUUUUAUUGUGUGAGUUCAGCCGGUCUCAUCGCCGUCCACACUUGUUUUGGCACUUUUUGUCCUGCUGUCCCUUUCACCCCCUCAGGAUAUGGCCUCCUCAUCUCCGAGGGGGGCUCUGCCGAGCCUCGUUGGCCAAAGAAGUGACAGUGACUCCCGAGAGCCGCUGCACAAGCUUCCUGCACUACAGAGAUCUGUCCCAUCCAGACCUCCAAUCAUAGAUCCCCAGGCUGUGCUGAAGAGACACGUCAAACAAAAGGAGCCCAGUCUCCCACAUUUAAAAGUCCGUGAGCAGAUGAACAGAUUUCCGGGCUGGUACACCGAGCCAGCGCCAUCUAAACCAACAGAUCAGGAGCAAAGGCGCCAUGAACCUGUCCACAUGCCUCCUCUGCCAUCCACUAAAAACGCCAGUGACCAACAGGGUUCAAAGAAUGUAGCGUCGACCCCUCCUCCCCCAAGACCAAGAUUUUCCAUUAAGAGCUUUCCACAGCUGGGCCCGGCCCCCCAAAUUGAACUUCGUAAGUACAGCAGUACUGAGUAUAUUUUCAUCCACAACAAAGCUGUAUUUUCAGUUUGUGAGGAUGACAUCAAAUUUCAAAGCUUGGAGUGCUGGCAAAAUUAUAACGAGAUCCACAGCAAGCUGCGCCGCAUCCCCUUCUUCGCUCGCUACAAAAUGUGGAAACCCUUCUACGUGUGGCGCACCAAGAUUCGUGCCAAGAAGAUUUGUUUGGCCAAACAAUCACUACAGAAAUAUUUGUUCAUUCUCAGUCCGUCUCUAAGUUCUGCAUUGAUGGAUAUUAGGAAAAUGUGCUGCCAAAUUACUGAGACAGGCUUUUGCCACAUGAAGAAGCAGCACACAUACACACUGCAGGAAUUCCAGGACACCAAAAUCAAACAACUACAAGAGGCAUCCAAGGACCUGGAGAAGUUUCAUGAACUGGUAAAGGAGGUGACCGUUUGCGCCUGUGGACAUUACCGUUUGGAAACUGAAGCUUGUCCCGAUGGUGAAAAGAAGAUCGUCUCAGAGAUCAACAUGUUUUUUUUCUCCAGCCGCAUCAUCCACUUAAUUCGACUUAUAGACUGUUUAGUUGCGACCACCUUGCACAGCUCUGUGGUGAAUACAGUGGCUGAAAUGCUGACUCUGCUCCAGGUGCAGGCAGGUCAAACGCCCAGCGAUGCCAUCAUUCAGAGCUGGAGUCACGACUCUACAGCAGCUGAAAAAGAGAUGAAGAAGUUUGCUGACUCAGAAGCGCUGCACUUCCAUCCUGUAUUCAUGUCUGAGUUGAUGCUGGACACAAACAGCUUGACUUAUAAACCGUCUGAGGAGAACUUCCAGGAUGCUGUUGCAGAUUUUAUCGAGCGGUUUAAGAACAUGGUGAUGUCAGUUAAAGCACUUUCCACAGAUCCUGUUUUUGAUUCAGUGAUACGGCCUGAAGGGGACAAGAAGGUGGUAAAGAAAGAUGAAAACGCGCACCCUCUGGAAGACAUCCUCAAAAAUGACGGUCACCUUAAAAGUAUCACAAACAGCAUCCAGGAAUUGCUCUGGUUUGCAUUUGCUGCUGCAGAAGUGUACUCCAACACGUUUGAGCGUUUUCAAUUAGUCUACAGGGAGAAUGAAAGUUUGGAUCUGGAUGCACUCCACAAACAGGAUCAUGAUGUGGCAUUCUUUGAAAAAGCACUCACGUUAUACCCGAGUCAGCACGAGGAAGCCACACGGAUCCAACAGGAGAGACGUCUCGGCCUCCUGCUUGUGGACACCAGACAGCUCAAAGAGAAGCUCCAGUCUUCUUCGCUGCGAUGUCUGAACGUCAUCAAUCACAUGCUCACCCAACUCGCUAAGAGAAAAGUCGACACCAUAAUGGCCGAAGUUUCUGAGGCAGAGGUUAAACUGGGGCUGCACCGCUCCACCACAGCUGAGUUGGCCGACUUUCUCACAUUUCUGGAUGAGAUUGAGAACAGUAUUGGAGAGCUAAAGAAAGAGCAGGAAACGGUAUCAAAAAUGUACAAUCUGAUCAACGUGCACGCAGUCCCCACGCCACUAGAGGAUGUUGUGAGAUUUGCCACACUGGAAACCUUCAUUGACUCAUUAGAACGUAUCACGGCUGACGCAGUGGAAGAAAAGGACUCUACCAUGCAGAGGUUCUGCAGCUCCCUGCAGAUGGAUAUAAAGGAGCUUAACAACGAGGACAUGAAAAUCCGGCUUAAAUUGCUGGAUCCACAAAUUCUAGACAUCGAUGCCAAUUCAUCACACGUGCGUCAGCAGCUGAGGGAGAUCCAGGUUUCCAUAGAAGAUCUUAAAUCAAAAGCAUCCUGCUGCGUAUCCUACCAGAGGAACUUCAAGAUGGAGGUGACCACGUUUGAGUCCCUGGAGCAGUUAAUGUCCAUGUUCAAGCUGACACAGUUGCUCUGGGACUCUCUGGAACAAUGGGACUGCUUACAGAGCGGAUGGCAGCAGAGCACACUUGAACAACUGGACAUGGAGCAGUUUACCUCACAGGUCAACAAAUACAGCAAGUGCAUCAGCCAGCUUGAGGAGGGCCUGCCGCCCAACAGCAGCGUGCCCUGCCUGAAGGAGAAGGUGGAAGUGAUGAUGCACAGACUGCCUGUGAUCACUGAUCUUCAUAACCCACAUAUGAAACCAAAGCAUUGGAAGACCUUGAAGUCUUUGGUGGGGACUUCCCUCAAUGUGAACGAACUUACUAUAGCUGCUUUAGAAGAGCUCAAUAUUUUCCAGUAUGCCAAAGAGAUACAUGAGGUUUCAGAACAAGCUCCAGGAGAGGUCUCAGUGGAGACCAUUAUCUCAAAGGUGGAGGAUCUGUGGAAGAACACAGAGUUCACUGUGCUGCCUCAUGGCGACUCCAAAGACGCCUUUAUCUUGGGAGGCACGGAGGAUAUCCAGGCACUCCUGGAUGACAGCAUUAUCAAUGUGGGCACAGUAGCAUCUUCAUGCUAUGUUGCUCCCAUCAAGUGGAGGGUUAACGAAUUGCUAAGACAGCUGACCCUCUUUAACCAAACACUGGAUGAGUGGCUCACAUGCCAAAGGAACUGGUUAUCCCUGGAGAGUAUGUUCAUGGCUCCAGACAUACAGAGGCAGCUGCCUACUGAGUCAGACAUGUUUCUGAAGGUUGACAAUUCCUGGAAAAAGCUCAUGGCUAAAGUCAAGAGGAUGCCCAAUGCCUUCGACGCAGCCACGCAGUCUGGUCUGUUGGAGACUUUGCAGGAGAACAACACUCUUCUGAAUGAGAUCCAGAAAUGUCUGGAAGCUUACCUGGAGUCUAAGAGAGUCAUGGACCAGUGAUUUGUUUGUUAGAUGUGAUAAAAGCAUUAUAUCAUUAAAGCAUUUUUAAUUCCAAAAAA
Molecule: messenger RNA, 3648 nt
Organism: Archocentrus centrarchus (flier cichlid)
Lineage: Eukaryota; Metazoa; Chordata; Actinopteri; Cichliformes; Cichlidae
Product: dynein heavy chain 6, axonemal-like
Exons: 24
Coding region: 383-3589 (1068 amino acids)
Biological process (GO): microtubule-based movement
Cellular component (GO): dynein complex
Molecular function (GO): dynein light intermediate chain binding; dynein intermediate chain binding
Source: RefSeq, a predicted model, not a curated record